This is a messenger RNA of Capsella rubella, 613 nucleotides long. RefSeq names its product protein NUCLEAR FUSION DEFECTIVE 6, chloroplastic/mitochondrial. The coding region runs from base 113 to 406 and encodes 97 amino acids. The transcript is spliced from 4 exons. NCBI's taxonomy places the organism in Eukaryota, Viridiplantae, Streptophyta, Magnoliopsida, Brassicales, Brassicaceae. Gene Ontology annotation, cellular component: mitochondrion. The record is from RefSeq and is a predicted model, not a curated record.
AGGGUUUAUCUCAUUUCCCCGUAAUCGUAAUCGGAAGCCAAUCGAAUUCUCCAAAAUCUCUUCUUUCUCUUCGCAGCCGUAGUUUUUGAUCUUCAUUUCAUUCUCUCUUCCGAUGGCCGCAUCCGCCGUCGCCAGAUCGAUGCUUCGAGCUGCUUCGUCUCGGAGCGUCGGUGCUUCCACUGGUCGCUUCGCCUCUCAAGCGAAAUCAGCCCCGCCUUUGUUUAGAGCUACUGCCAGAAGAAGCCCACUGCUUUCUCCUCUCCGCAAUCCUGUGGAACUGAGCUUUUGUGUGGAGUCAAUGUUGCCAUACCACACGGCUACAGCUUCAGCGUUAUUGACUUCAAAGCUCUCUAUCUCAGGGCAAAGCUAUGGCUGGCUCUCUGACGCUUGCAAUGAUGAUGUGUGAUGAGUUAGCCAGAAGAACACUGAAGCAACAGUUUAUCUUGCAAAGAGGACUUUUGAUGAUGUCUACGCGUACCCAAUGCGAAUUCGAGAGAAGCUUAAGAGAGUUUAGGCAAAGAAUAAUUGUUGUACUGCUCAAACACAAAUGAUCUCUGUCUUCAAUUUCCAUAUCAAAGACAAAUGUCCUCCCAUCUUUUAUUUCAACACUCCA